This is a messenger RNA of Mizuhopecten yessoensis (Yesso scallop), 3569 nucleotides long. RefSeq names its product protocadherin beta-14-like. Gene Ontology annotation, biological process: homophilic cell-cell adhesion. The transcript is spliced from 3 exons. NCBI's taxonomy places the organism in Eukaryota, Metazoa, Mollusca, Bivalvia, Pectinida, Pectinidae. Gene Ontology annotation, molecular function: calcium ion binding. The coding region runs from base 423 to 3290 and encodes 955 amino acids. The record is from RefSeq and is a predicted model, not a curated record. Gene Ontology annotation, cellular component: plasma membrane.
UACGUUGUGUGUGUUUGUACUGGAGUAAGGGGACACAUACAGAUAGGCCUACCAUUACGGAAAGAUGUGAAGUAAGGACAAUUAAAACUGAACAGCACAGUCUCAUACAGGAGGUGAACCGCUGGAAUGGUGAAAUGACGUUCAAACAGCACUGGUGUUCUAUACUGUAAUACGUCGAAAAACAAAACACAUUCUGCUAGUAGUUGAAGUACUCACCUGUGACGAGUUAAAGCUAAUGUGUAUUUCAAUGAGCUAACUUUUGGAUUUACACUAGGAGGAUUAUACCGCCAGGCACAGAGGGUGUGAAUUUGUAAAUUAUUUUGUGGUGUAGUUGGUAAACAAUGUUGUGAGUGACCACUGGUCAGCGGUUAGUGAGUUAUGGACAUGAUCGGAAAACCGUAAAGUUGACCAAAUAAUCCGAAAUGGACUGUAUAACUCCCCUGGUGCUGAUGCUGGUCCUAACUGUGACGUCAUGUUAUGAGAUUGUCUACAACAUCGCAGAGGAGCAAGGUCAGGAUUUGUACCUAGGAAAUGUGGCCUCGGACGCUCAAUUAAUUACAGGUAACGGGUCAAAAAUUGAGUUACGGUACAGCCUCCUCACCCAAGGUAACCGAGACGCCCUACUUUUCCAUAUAAACGAAAGAACAUCCUCUCUUUAUACUGCCUCCGUCCUUGACCGGGACGACCUCUGCCAAUUUACCUCUUCAGACUGUAUCCUCAAUUUGGAGGUAACCGCCAUUUCCCCGAUCAAUGAUUUUUUCGAGAAAAUAAAAGUUCACGUGAGGCUAAUUGAUAUUAAUGAUAAUGAACCUACGUUUCCGGAAAGUCAGAUUACCAUGGAGAUAUCGGAAAAUUCCGGACAAGGAAAGUCCUUUCCGUUGGAAGGUGCUACAGAUGAGGACAGUGGACAGAACGCCGUCCAGGGUUAUAAAAUAGAGACCGCCAAUGUUCCGUUUACCUUGGAGACAACGGACUUUGCAGGCGGAAGGGCAUUACUCAGGCUAGUUGUGGACCAAGAACUUGACAGAGAAACACGAAGCAAAUACACCGUGACUAUUGCAGCAACUGACGGAGGAACGGAACCAAAAACAGGUACUGUUACUCUUCAUAUAACAAUCACUGACGUUAACGACAACCCGCCAAAGUUUCCGAAGGCCGUUUACAAUCGGACCAUACCGGAAGACAUCGUGCCAAAUAAUGUCAUUUUAACAUUCAAUGCGACGGAUCCGGACGAAAAUGAAAACGGUCGGGUAUUAUACCGGCUUAGUUCCCAUCAAUCGGACGAGAUCAGAAGACUCUUCAAAGUCGGCUUGACAACAGGGGAGUUAAGCGUUAUCAGCUCGCUCAUUGAUGAGAGAAGUACUUCCUAUAGAAUUAUUGUGGAAGCUUCUGAUAACGCCUCACAGCCGCUAAUCUCACAGGCGCAAGUCUAUGUCAGUGUCCAAGACACGCAUAACAACGCGCCUGAGAUAACGGUCAACGUCCUUUCACAGAGUUACUAUGCAGAGGUAUCCGAGUCCGCAGCCAUCGGCACCGUUUUAGCCAUCAUAUCGGUCAAGGACCCGGACAGUGGACAAAACGGUGUGGUCACCUGCUCAAUAAAUGACAAUAACUUCCGAUUGGUUGUUGAUAGCCCGUAUGAGUACAACUUCGUUCUGGACCAAAUUUUGGAUAGGGAGAUGACCGAAUGGCAUACUGUUGUUGUUGAAUGUCGAGAUUACGGUACACCAAGACUUAAUACAAGUUCUCGGAUCUUGGUUCGAGUCCUUGACAUAAACGACAACCCGCCUCAGUUUACCAAGGCGAUAUAUUACGUGAAUGUACCGGAGAACGAUGCACCGAACAGUGGGAUACUACAGGUACAGGCAACAGACAGUGAUAGCAUUGUGCCAAGUAGUUACAAUUAUUCUCUAACUCUGCCCGAAGAAUACAAAACCUUCUUUAGAAUAAACAAAAAUAGCGGUGUAAUAACGGCAAUCAUUUCUUUAGACAGGGAAGCAACUCCGCGUAUAACAUUUGGAGUGUUUGCUGAGGACGGUGGGUCGCCAUCUCUGACCGGAAGCGCCCUGGUGGAGGUAAACGUUAUUGACAGGAACGACAACUCCCCAAAAUUUACCCCGACUUCAUUCGAGUUCGUCAUACCGGAAAAUCAGGUACCGAAUGUUUCGGUGGGUAAACUCACUGCCCAUGACAGCGACGCGGGAAACAAUGGUGAAGUGUCAUUCUCACUCACGUCAAAUACUGACAUUUAUUUACCUUUCGACGUGUUAAGAAAUGGUACUAUUCUGGGGACUCGGACACUGGACAGAGAGUUAAUCGCUAAGUAUAACUUUACGGUCAUUGCUUACGACCACGGGUCAUCGCCCUUGACCAGUACCGCUGACGUCACGGUCAUCAUACAAGACAUCAAUGAUAAUGCGCCCAUCAUUACAUUUCCCAGCAUCAGUGGGGACCUGUUAUAUGUAUCUUCUGAUACCCUCCCCAACACAAUCAUCGCGACCAUUAAGGCCUACGACAACGACGAUGACGUCAAUGCAAAACUUUCCUACUUCGCUGAGAACAGUAAUAUGACUAGACUAUUUUCGGUGAACAAAUUUACCGGGCAACUAUCGCUGUCUCGUCAAGUAAGUCAUUCUGAUAUUGGCACAUACGACUUGUCAAUCUUAGUCCAAGAUGGCGCUAAGCCCCCGAGGUCCCGGUUUCGCACCUUGACCGUCAUUAUUACGGAUUCCAGCAGAAAUCCGGGAGAAGACCCGUCGGCUAAGAUUAAGUACUUCGCCAUUGCCAUCGCUAUUUCAUGUGUGACAAUUGUUCUAUCCAUUCUUAUUAUUCUUGCGAUCUGUCUGAUCAGAAGGAAAGAUCGACAGCGGGAUUCUAAGUACCCGGAGAGUGUGUCUACUAACUCAACAAUAGACACGGUACCGGAACAAAAUAAUCCGGAUAUCAAGGUUAAUGGGAUUUAUACAAGGGAGACCAUUCACAAGUCUCUGACUGACACCCUCCCGCGGAAUACUGACACCUUGCCAAGAACAGACAACUCGCCAAGGGCACUUGCUACACUGGAGCGAAUUAAGAAAACGAAGUCUCCAAGCCGCACACAGCCGGAAAUAAUAUCAGACUCAGUAGCUAUUUGGGAUUGGAGUGAGCAAGAAGCGCACGUAGACGGUAUGGGAGGGAUCAUCCGCCAGACACGCCCCUCCCAGCCUUCCUACCCCUCCCAUAUCCCACAGACCUUCAUCACCCUUUACCCCGACCAGUCGAGCUUCGAACAGACGGCGGAGGUCGUGUGAUGCCAAAGUAAAUGACACCGCAGAGGGAUAUUAAGACAUAGAAAAAAAACGACAAAUUUACAUAAUAUUUGAACAUAGUGAAAGUAUGGUAAAAACCACCAAAUUAGUUCCAUUGUUUAACAAACAAAAAUCAUAUAGCGUCAUCAAAUCCUUCCUAUGACGUAUAAUGAAGUAGUCAGCGCCCCCUGGUGUCGAUAACCUGACCAAUGACAACGACGACGAAGACGUCACCUUUCCGCCGGAUUACGAUUGUGUGGAUACCGAACUGUCAGCUUCGAG